Molecule: messenger RNA, 336 nt
Organism: Asparagus officinalis (garden asparagus)
Lineage: Eukaryota; Viridiplantae; Streptophyta; Magnoliopsida; Asparagales; Asparagaceae
Exons: 1
Coding region: 1-336 (111 amino acids)
Source: RefSeq, a predicted model, not a curated record
AUGAUGAAGGAGUUCGAGAUGAGCGACCUUAGGCUACUUUCCUACUAUCUUGGUAUUGAGGUGGACCAGAGAGGUGAUUGCAUUUCGCUAAGGCAGGCAGCCUAUGUGAAGAAGGUCUUGGUUCAGUUCGAAAAGAUGGAUUGCAACCCGAUCCAGUAUCCCAUGGAGGCAAAGCUAAAGUUUGGAAAGGAUCCUGAAGGAAAACUGGUGGACGUGACAAAGUAUAGGUGCGUCAUUGGAUGCUUGAGGUAUAUAACUCACACCCGACCUGAUAUCUCUUAUGACGUAGGAAUUAUGAGUAGGUACAUGGAGCAGCCUAUAGUUGUGCAUCGUUAG